AUGCCUGAAGCCAUGGCACAGAGGAAGCUGGUGAAAGAGGGAAAGUACAGCAUGGUGAAGUGGUGGCAGUGGAAUUGGACUGAUGCCCAACAGCUGUCGGGGCUCGCGGUACGGGUGCUGUCUCAGCCCGUGUCAGCCUCACCUUGUGAGCGUGGAUGGUCAACUUGGGAUUCCGUCCACACCGCACGCCAAAACAGGCUCGGAUCCGCCAAGUGUAGGGACUUGAUCUAUGUUGCGCACAAGUGGAAUGUUGUGCGCUACUGGCACACGCGCGCCGAUUUCUUGCCACAUGUGGUGCCCGGGAUUGGAGCGGAGCCUCCAAUCACGGCGGGGUACAAAGGGCUGGAAGAUGAGACGAAGAGAGAGGAUGAGGAGGAAGGCGAAGACGACAUCCUCCAAGACGAGUACGACAACUAG
This is a messenger RNA of Closterium sp. Yama58-4, 417 nucleotides long. The record is from the annotation of a GenBank genome assembly. Lineage: Eukaryota; Viridiplantae; Streptophyta; Zygnematophyceae; Desmidiales; Closteriaceae.